Messenger RNA from Mollisia scopiformis, 1514 nucleotides. Its product is annotated as short chain dehydrogenase/ reductase-like protein. The transcript has 4 exons. NCBI's taxonomy places the organism in Eukaryota, Fungi, Ascomycota, Leotiomycetes, Helotiales, Mollisiaceae. Bases 319 to 1065 code for a protein of 248 amino acids. The record is from RefSeq and is a predicted model, not a curated record.
CAGCAGACCAAGAAGCAAUUGUUAGGACACCUCUGCUAUCGCUCACUUAGGCUGUUGUACAGUCUCAGAGGCAGACGAGAUUACGAAUGUCCGUGAUUACUGAGAAUGUUCAUACUGCCAGACAAUUACUAAUCUGGGGUUCACCUCUGUGCGACGGCUUGCAUUGCAUCAUCAAGACCCCUCCUUAGCAUUAUCAAUCAAUGAAUUGAACUCCUUUUCUCUUCCCCCAACUUAUAUGUGCCUCUGUUCCUCACUUGAUAUAUGUCUGGACCUUCUCAACGUCUAAUACUAACUAGCAACCAUUUACAAUCAACAAGUAUGGCAGCAGCAAGCAAUUUCUACAGCGUGGUCGCAGGUGUGGGAGCGGGAACUGGACGCUCUGUUGCUCUCAAAUUCGCAAAAGCCUACCCUGUUGCCCUUCUAGCCAGGAAUCCAGCAAACUACGAAUCUAUUGUUAAGGAGAUAAACCAGGCCGGAGGUCAUGCGAUUGGCAUUUCGACAGAUGUCUCCUCGCCAGAUGCCGUCAAGAAAGCUUUCGCAGAGAUAAAGAAGGAGUUUCAGGGCAAGAAGUUGGCGGCAGCAAUCUACAACGUUGGAGGUCGAUUUGUCAGGAAGCCAUUCUUGGAAAUGACUUUGGAGGAAUAUGAAGCUGGGUAUGAGAGCAAUGGAAGAGGUUUUUACCUCUUUGCCCAAGCUACCCUCCCUCUCCUGCUGGAGUCGGUUGAAACCUCCCCGCAUCCACCUUCCUUGAUUAUUACUGGUGCUACAGCGUCUCUGAGAGGAUCAGCAACUAUGUCUUCGUUCGCAAGCGGGAAGUUUGCUUUGAGAGCUACGGGACAGAGUCUGGCCAGAGAGUUCGGACCAAGGGGCAUUCACGUUGCACAUGCUAUCAUUGAUGGAGUUAUCGAUAUUCCGAGAACCCAUGACUGGCCUGUUAAUGGAGGAGUCCCCGAUGGCAAAAUCAGCAGUGAUGCUAUUGCUGAUUCGUAUUGGUAUUUGCACACACAACCCAGGUCACACUUCACACAGGAGCUGGACUGUAGACCAUACGUCGAGAAGUUCUAGAUGUAUUUCAUAUGAAUGACGAUGACCAAACUCGAGUCAAUGUCUGUAGGCUUUACAUAGUUCAAGUCAAUGCUCAAGGUCUGAACUAGCAGUUGCUACUCGUAGAAACCCCUCCGGUGGAUAGUUAACUGAUUAAAUGUGCCUCACAUCAAACUCUCAUCAUAAUAGACCAAGAUCUAGAGACAGUCUGCAGGCGAGGAAGAUCAAAACUCCGAAGAGGAAGUGAUUUUGUCUUCCAUCUGCGCUAUCUGUUUACCUCAUCAAUGUUGUGUAUCCGGCAAAGGAGAUUGACGCGGAGAUAAUAUAGCGCUGUAAGAUGAAAAAGAUAAAGAAACCACACCUACCCUUUUAAACAAGUAUCAGUUUCUCUGCAGGUUACUUGAGGAUGGCCCUCCCAAAGCAAGGUAUAGCAAGGCGCCACAAUCUGUCGUGAUGAACACGGCACUUUG